AAGCUGCAACACCAAAGCGACGGGGAAACAGUGCGCUGCUCUGCUCUCCUCACCGUCCUCUCCUCUCCCCUGCCGCCGCCGCGCCCCCGCUUUCCCCACCGCGCCCCGCAAACCCUACCCCUCCUCCUCGCUCCCCGGCCCGCCGCCCGCCGCCCGCCGCGUCGCCAUGAGUCGUCAACCUGAGGUGCUCUGGGCUCAACGCGCGGAAAAGGUUUACCUGACUAUCUCAGUCCCAGACGCAGAAGAUGUUGUGAUCAAGACUGAACCUCAGGGCAUCUUUAGCUUCUCAGCUGUUGCUCAUGGGGAAUCUUUUAGCUUGGCCUUGGAGCUAUUCGAUUCCGUACUGCCUGAGGGAAGCAAAACAAAGACAAAGGUGGGUUCGCGAAACAUAAUCUGUUCGAUCCAGAAAGAUAAGAAAUGUUGGUGGAAGCGGUUGCUGAAGUCAGAGGCAAAACAUCCAUACAUCAAAGUUGACUGGAACAAAUGGUGCGAUGAGGAUGAAGAGUCUGAUAAUUCGGGUUCAGACGAUGACUUUGAUGGUGGUGAGGAAAAUGACGAAAGCGAUGCUGAUGAUGGAAUGCUGUAUCUCCCUGACCUUGAGAAGCUGAGAGGGAAAUGAGCAGGCAGGCCGGGCUGGACAUAUGAAGGAAGUAGGUCGUGCUGCUGUAGCAAGUAGGCAAUCGUUAACGCUAUAUAGCAAGUAACCGUUAGCGCUAAAAAGCUGGGAUGGUGGUACCAGACUUGUGACAUGGUGCCAUGUCUUCUUAUCUACCCGAUUACUACUCUUUGGUCGUCGCUGAGCUAGGGUUCUGAAAUCUGAAUGUAGUAGCCAUGAGUCAUGGUUUGUGGCCGACUUGGUUAUCGGUGUUAUGUGGCAAGAAGAUGUCGGACAUGUAUGCUGAGCACCUUGCGGUUUCUCUGACAUGAUGGCAGAUCAUACUCAUGGGCACCUGAAGAAUUAGUGCUAGUAUUAUUAUA
Triticum urartu is the source of this 978-nucleotide messenger RNA. Its product is annotated as HSP20-like chaperones superfamily protein. NCBI's taxonomy places the organism in Eukaryota, Viridiplantae, Streptophyta, Magnoliopsida, Poales, Poaceae. Gene Ontology annotation, cellular component: nucleus; cytosol. Gene Ontology annotation, biological process: chaperone-mediated protein complex assembly; protein folding. The record is from RefSeq and is a predicted model, not a curated record. Gene Ontology annotation, molecular function: protein-folding chaperone binding; Hsp90 protein binding.